AUGAGCUCCACCUUUUCUCCGCCGUCGUACCUGAGCUUCGGUUUGUCUCGCUGUGAGGAUCUCUCUGGCUCCGCCCCUUUCCUCCUCUACCAAUCGAGCGUGGGCGCUCUGCGGGGUGCCGGUGCCGGGCUGCGGCCCCUCCUGGCGCCCUUCCACCACCACGGACCCUUCGGCGUGUACGAGUGUCCCUUCGAGCCGGCGUUCAUCCAGAAAAGAAACGAGCGCGAGCGGCAGAGGGUGCGCUGCGUGAACCAGGGCUACGCCAAACUCAGGGAGCGUCUGCCGGGUCACAGCGCCGACAAACGCCUCAGCAAGGUGGAGACACUCCGCGCCGCCAUCCGCUACAUCAAGUACCUGCAGGACACACUGGAGGAGAAAACCCCAGACUGUCACCCUGGAAACAGGGCGUCCUCUCCGACUACAUAGUGGAUUUAGACACAGAAAUGAGAGGUCAACCCAAGACU
Molecule: messenger RNA, 464 nt
Organism: Sander lucioperca (pikeperch)
Lineage: Eukaryota; Metazoa; Chordata; Actinopteri; Perciformes; Percidae
Product: achaete-scute homolog 5-like
Exons: 1
Coding region: 1-426 (141 amino acids)
Biological process (GO): developmental process; regulation of transcription by RNA polymerase II
Molecular function (GO): RNA polymerase II transcription regulatory region sequence-specific DNA binding; protein dimerization activity; DNA-binding transcription factor activity, RNA polymerase II-specific
Source: RefSeq, a predicted model, not a curated record